Messenger RNA from Cyprinus carpio (common carp), 876 nucleotides. Its product is annotated as gamma-secretase subunit PEN-2-like. Gene Ontology annotation, biological process: Notch receptor processing. The record is from RefSeq and is a predicted model, not a curated record. Gene Ontology annotation, cellular component: gamma-secretase complex. NCBI's taxonomy places the organism in Eukaryota, Metazoa, Chordata, Actinopteri, Cypriniformes, Cyprinidae.
ACGCCUGUCCUUGAAAACUCCAUUACCCAUCAUCCACCACCAUGGAGUGACGUCACGUUAUAGUUUUCAUCAGGAAGCGGAACCAUAAAAGUUGUUCCCCCUCGCCUUUGUUGUGUUAAACCCUCUGUUUUCUCGCCUGAGCUCGGCUUUUAAGGAAACAUUAUGAACCUUGAACGGAUUCCGAAUGAGGAGAAGCUUAGCCUCUGUAGAAGAUACUACUUGGGUGGCUUUGCUUUUCUCCCCUUCCUCUGGUUGGUGAACGUUCUGUGGUUUUUCAGAGAAGCGUUUUUAAAACCGACUUACACAGAGCAACUCCAAAUAAAAUCAUAUGUGAAGAAGUCGGCUCUGGGGCUCAUAGUGUGGGUGGCCGUGCUGACGACGUGGAUCACAAUAUUCCAGCAUUUCAGAGCCCAGUGGGGUGAGGUGGGAGAUUACCUCUCCUUCACCAUUCCCCUCGGCACAGCCUGAUCACAUCUCCUGCAUUACAAUACCUCUGUUUUUUAUUCUCGCUAUUUUCUCCUGCCAUCAACAAGAUGCUUCUUGGCUAAUUUUACCACUGUCGUCGCAUAGAAGAUAAACUGGAUCUGUCUGGGAGUUGUGGUAUUUUGUGAACUGAUGAAAUAAUUUGUUGAUUGAGUGAGAUAAUAUGGACACAGAUGCACCAUGCUAAAGAACAAGAGUUCAUUUCCAGCACUACUACUACUUCUUAUUUACUCUUCUGUCUUUCUUUAGUUUUAGUUGAGAUGUUUAUGUUAUAUUUGAGAUCACACAUUCAUAUUGUUAACUCUGACCUCUGUCAGUGCAUUGAAAAGUAUGUAUGACAAAAAUUAUCUCCGGACCAGGCAGGUCCAUCCAAAAUAAAGUCUUUGAAUUGUA